UCCCACAAUGCAACGCGGCGACAACUGUAAUCUCUUCUUCUUCCACACACAUGGGUGGAAAAACCAAUGCUUGCUAAAAUAUUUUUUGUUAAAUUAACACAACUGCGUUUCUCAAAGCGUGACUCCUGUUCGACUCUGCUACCAAAUGAAAGUCAAAGUUCUCUCGAGGAACCCGGAUGAUUACGUCCGGGAAACCAAGCUGGAUAUUCAACGUGUCCCUAGAAACUAUGACCCAACCCUGCAUCCAUUUGAGGUGAACAGAGAGUACUGCCGGGCUCUGAAUGCCACCAAGCUGGAGAGGGUGUUUGCCAAGCCCUUCCUGGCCUCUCUGGACGGGCACAGGGAUGGUGUGAACUGCAUGGCCAAGCACACAAGGAGCCUCUCCACCCUGCUGUCUGGCGCCUGUGAUGGAGAGGUGAGAGUGUGGGAUCUGACCAAACGGGAAUGUGUCCGUACACUCCAAGCCCAUGAAGGUUUCGUCCGGGGAAUGGUCGUGCGCUUUUGUGGAACUUCCUUCUUUACGGCUGGUGACGACAAGACAAUCAAACAGUGGAAAAUGGAGGCACCAGGUUACGGAGAGGAAGAGGAGCCGAUCAACACUAUUCUGGGCAAGACUGUGUUCACAGGACUGGACCAUCAUCAGAAGGACAAUGUGCUUGCAACAUGUGGCCAGCAGGUGGACAUCUGGGACGAGCAGAGGAGUAGUCCAAUCCGUUCCUUCACCUGGGGCGUAGACAGCUUCAGCUCUGUCCGCUUCAACCCGGUGGAGACUGAACUUCUUGCAAGUUGUGCCUCUGACCGAAGUAUCGUUCUGUAUGACAUGAGAGAAUCUGCACCUCUCAAAAAGGUUAUCAUGACAAUGAGGAGCAACACUCUAUGCUGGAAUCCUAUGGAAGCAUAUUAUUUCACUUGUGCAAAUGAGGACUACAACCUCUACACAUACGACAUGAGGUACCUGAGGCAGCCAGUCACAGUGCACAUGGACCAUGUCUCAGCAGUGCUGGACGUGGACUACUCUCCCACCGGCAAAGAUUUUGUAUCUGCCAGUUUUGACAAGACCAUCCGCAUCUUCCCCAAGGACGCCGGCCACAGCAAGGAAGUGUACCACACCAAACGCAUGCAACAUGUCAUCUGCGUCAAGUGGUCGUCAGACAGCAAGUACGUCCUGAGUGGCUCUGAUGAAAUGAACAUCCGACUGUGGAAAGCCAACGCAGCUGAGAAACUAGGAAUGCUGGCCCCCAGAGAGAGGGCGGCUGUCAACUACAGUCAGAAGCUGAAGGAGAAGUUCCAGCACCACCCGCAGAUCCGACGCAUCGCUCACCACCGACAUCUACCCAAGAACAUCUACCACGAGACCAAAGAGCUGCGGACCAUGAAAGAGGCUCGCCGUAGGAAGGAGAGGAACGUCCGCAAGCACAGCAAACCAGGAAGUGUUCCUGUGGUGUCUGAGAAGGAGAAGCAUGUCGUCACUGUGUUGAAAUAAACCGAGCCGCAGAAGAGAAUGGAGAGCCCGGGGACUGUCGGCAGGAGAUGAGCUCACGAUCACAUCCUCACAUGGGACUUGUUCAGACUGAUCUGAGUUGAGAAUAAAAAACAUCAAAACUACUUGAUUGUGGGAAGCUGGGAGCUAAGCAUCACUCAAGGACACAGAUGAUCUCAUACAAGAAUAAUAAAUAUUAUGUUUGGUUCACCUGCUGCUACUAUGUUAGAAAGCAGCUUUGCUUCUUUCAUUAAUUUCAGUUUAUUAGGAUUCCUUUUAGUCGGAUUUUGGUCAAACUUCCGGACUAAUCACAUUAUUUACUUUGCAAGUUUGCAUUUUCCAUAACAGGAGCCAAGAUUCCCCAACUUAAUGUCCCUUCAGUUGGAAUCUUUGGAAUCACUAAAUGAUGUGCCUUGUGUCUUUAAGGAUUCAGAUCAUAUUAUGAAUUUCCCAUUGCGUCUAAAGAUAAAACUGGAUUUAUCUGUUUUGAAUAGACACAUGACCUCCUCUCUAUCACACUGGCUGGUUUAUUUUGUAUUGUAUUAGACAUCAGAAAACAUUUCCUCGCUGUUGUUAAACCUAAUUCCCUAUAGACUAGGUAAUGUUUUUAAAAUACAUAUCUAUAUGUAUGGGAUGGCCAAACUGUCCAAUGAUGUGUAUUUAUAAUAAAAAAGAUGUGUGGUGAAAACA
Pleuronectes platessa (European plaice) is the source of this 2170-nucleotide messenger RNA. RefSeq names its product ddb1 and cul4 associated factor 13 (gene dcaf13). Gene Ontology annotation, molecular function: protein binding. The record is from RefSeq and is a predicted model, not a curated record. The transcript is spliced from 11 exons. NCBI's taxonomy places the organism in Eukaryota, Metazoa, Chordata, Actinopteri, Pleuronectiformes, Pleuronectidae. Gene Ontology annotation, cellular component: nucleolus; small-subunit processome. The coding region runs from base 146 to 1483 and encodes 445 amino acids. Gene Ontology annotation, biological process: maturation of SSU-rRNA from tricistronic rRNA transcript (SSU-rRNA, 5.8S rRNA, LSU-rRNA).